GUAGUUGUCUGCACAGCCCAGGUGUGUUAUAGGACCGACAACAUCCAAAAAGAAUUAAGGCUUAUUCCUUAACUGUUUUCCUAGUGAAAUGUGCACAGAUUGCGCUGUCUUAGCUCAAGAGCCAGACAAGUCUUGUUGAUUUAAAAGAGCAAUGCCAAUGGCUGAGUGGCCAACAAUGAACUAGACAUACCUACGUCACAUUGCUGUUUGACACAACUACCCAAAGCUCAAGCUCUUGUUUAAAUGGUUCUAAAUCAGACGAAUAGUUGAAUUAUGAUUGUUUUAUAAUUGCUUGACAGCAGGUUUGGACAGUGUUGGAUAGAAACAAGCAAAUUCAAUGAAUUUUUACAUAUUUAAUUCUCAAAUGUACAAGAUGGCCGCACACACAUCCCUUUUAACACUUUAUCCGAUCAAAGCCAUGAAAUGAUAAUUUUGAAAUGUAAUGAAACAUGAUACAAACUAAAGCUACAACACCGCGUCUACGUCUGCAUGGAAAUAAAAAGCUGCGCAAAGUAAUGGGCACUCUAUAAAAAUAGUUGUACGCAGCCUUGCUCGAUUAUUCAUGGUUGAAAAAUUUCCAGGUAAUCCCUGAUUUUAAGUUUAAACGUUACCACAGUUUAGCCUUGGUAAUUUUUUAUGAAUUACAUCUUUUAUGAAAUGUUAAACACUGACAACCCACCCAUUUAAAUGUAUCAUGGUCCAGUGCAGCUACUUUUCAAAAGAUAGAGUAACAGGUGUCGGUAACAUAUAUUUACCUUAAAAGAAGUAGUCCUGAUGAAAAACGACAAUGUACUCUUCUUUAUUAGAUUGUAUUCGUAUAUUUCCAAGUCCAUGAGAGACGACUAACUAAGGUGAAAGAUGUUUUUUUUCAAUUCUUAACAAUGAAGUAAUGGACAGCCCAACUACUAUCCAGAUGAGUACUAGUAAUCCAUCUUCUGCAAAGCGGCCAAGAGUCAGAUUGGAGAGAGAUAUUAAUACUGACGAAACAGCUAAUCAUUCCGAAGAAAAUACGCACCCUUUCUUUGCUAGUGAUACAGUUGAAAUAUACAGAAGACAGGGGAGAACAGCAGCAGAGAUCGAUGAAGACAGGGAUGGUAGUCAUCAGAAGAGACAAAGUCGUAAAAGAAGAAGAUCUCAAUCGCCCUCACAUGGUAAUCAUGGCACAGAUGUUAAAAUGGCGAGACGAUUUACAAAUCCCAGAUUCGUUGGUGAUUGUAUUCUCAGGUAG
This is a messenger RNA of Magallana angulata, 1228 nucleotides long. RefSeq lists its product as uncharacterized. The record is from RefSeq and is a predicted model, not a curated record. The transcript has 4 exons. Bases 890 to 1228 code for a protein of 112 amino acids. NCBI's taxonomy places the organism in Eukaryota, Metazoa, Mollusca, Bivalvia, Ostreida, Ostreidae.